CGUAUUUCAAUGCAAUCAACCUGUAAUUAUAUAAUCCAAUCCAUUAGAUUAAAACAAAUAUGGUUUCGGAGAGAACUUUUAAGAAUCCGAAAAUUCUGAAGAGAGUUAAGAUAUUAUCAUAAUAGAACCACUUGAUGAAUAGAAACAAGCGUAUUAGUUUUUAUCUUUACUAUUAGAAUCAAUAAAACAAAUGCUCUCUAUUUGUCAACUUAAAAUCAAGCCAAUCCUAAUUAUUCUUCUAUUCAAAGACCAGGUUAAUCAUCAAUAAUCGAUUCAAGAAUUUAAUAAACAAACCAAUCAUUUCAAUCAGAACAUAAACCUUAUUUUUAACAAUCACAAAAACCUAGACAUGAAUAACCUAUUUCAAAUACCAGAGGAUAUGAUUUAAAUUCUAUCUAACAAACACAACAACAAUUCACAAAAUAACCAUUAUUCAAACCUAAUGCUAGUCCUUAAUAACAACCAAUCAUUGAAGUAUAACCUAGAGUUACAUCAUCAAUAAUAAAAUAAACUAAUAAGCAAUUUCAAUAACCUAUUUACGAUAGUGAAGAAGAGAUUCAGAAAAAUGAAGUUUAACUGAAAACCUCAUUAAAAUAACCAUCCGUUGGAGAAUUACCUAAUGUUAGUAAUUUAACCAAUUCUGACAUACCUUUAGGUGGAAAAACAGGGCAAAAUUAGUAUCCACCUCCAAACAGAGAACCAAUAGCUUCUGUUUUGACAGGAAAAGAUAAAUAAUAAUUAAUUGCCAAUGCUAAAUAAUAAUUAUAAACUCUAGAGCUAUUACCUUCAAAAUUAUCAUCUCAAAACUAUUCAGGUUAAGAUAUUUGCGAGAUUGUUGUCUAAAAAAAUGGAUUAAUUAAAUUGCAAUAAGAUUUAAAUAAUAUUCUAAGUAAUGAUCACAAUUCAAUUAUUUUGGUUGCAAUUAUAGGGUAAAAUAAAUCAGGUAAAAGUACAUUACUUAAUGAAAUUGCUCAUACAAAUAGUAAAUCAAAAUUUGGAAAUAAUGGAAUAUAUAUGUUAUCAAAACCACUUGUAAUAGAAUAAAAAAGUUAUUAUUUUAUAGAUUGUUAGUGUACUGAUAAUUAAAUGUUAUAAGCUUUUGUUACUUUAAGUUCCUCAACUUUAUUAUACAAUACACUAAAAUUAGAUGAUAAUAGUAUUUAGUAUUUUCCAGUUCUUGAUACAAUAUUAAGAUUAUUUGGUAAUGAAUAUGCUUUAAUGCAAUUAUUACCUAAUUUUAUAUGGGUUUAACGAGAUACUCUCUAAGCUCGUCCAAUAACUGAAUUAUAAGAGUUUCUUGUCAAGGCCAAUAAAAGUUAAUAGUUUGAAAAAUUAAUUAAACAAAGGGAUGUAGCUUUUAUUGCUCCUUAAGGAUCAUCAGAAUAUCAAGCUUCAAUUUCAUCAUUGAAAGAUAGAAUUACUUUAGGAAGUGUCUGUAAAUAAGUCAACAGUUACAAUUUGAAUGGGCCUUUAAUGUAUUUGUAUAUGGAAUAAAUUGUUGAUUUACUGAAUAAACCAGUAUCAUUGUAAUUAGAUUAAUUAUGGGUAUCUAUUUGUGAAGAUUAUACAAAAGAUAUCUAUAAUUAAAGUCUUAAAUCAUUUGUCCAAUCAGUUGAGAAUUGGAUGAAAGAAAAUUAAAAAGUUAAUGAAAUAGAAAUAUACAAAUAAUUUAGAGAUUUUAAAGAUAUUUCUUUGUAAAAAAUAUUUCCUACUUGUUUUUUAAAUAAUAAAAAUAGAUCAUAUCAAUAAUAUAAAAAAACAUUGUAAGAAAUUCUAGCAUUUAAAGAAAAAUAAGCUUAUUAAUUUUGUUUUUAUACUAGCUAAUGUGAUAAUGAUAAUUUAUUGACAAAGAAUAUAAAUAAAAUGAAUUAUAAAGAUAUUGAUUCAUUCUCUUAAACAUUUAAUAAUAUGAUAGAUUUAUUAUUAAAGCAAAACUACUAAUUUUAAUAAUGUACUGCAUUUACAGAGAGCUUAUAACGAAAUUAUAACAAAAUGAUAGAGGAUCUAUUUUCAAAAUAUUCAAAGAUAUAAGCAAACUCUGAAGAAUAAUAAUUAAAUUUAUAAUAAUCUAAAGUUUAGGUGAUAAACAAGGAAGAGGAAUUGAAAAAGAAAAAAGAAUAAGUAAAUUUUUAGGAGAAGAAAAGAAACCUUUUAAUUUAGGAAAUAAAGGAUUUAUAGGAAUAGAUUAGAUUAGAGAAAGAAUCAAUAGGACCUGAUGCAAGAUAAUCUCAAUAAGGUCCAAGUGAAGAUCAAUUGUUAGGAAUGAAGUAGAAGAUUGCACAAAAUAAAUAAGAAAUUUAAUCAUUAAAAAAAUAGAUUUAAGAUGCUGAACGUAGAAAGAAUGAAGAAGGAUGUAUCAUAUAUUGA
Paramecium sonneborni is the source of this 2367-nucleotide messenger RNA. The record is from the annotation of a GenBank genome assembly. Lineage: Eukaryota; Ciliophora; Oligohymenophorea; Peniculida; Parameciidae.